AUGGCUGUAGCCGUAGCGAGAACGAUUUCUGAAGUGGACAACCUAACAGCAGCAGAGACUGCCUCUUUCUUCUUCUUAGCUUUUGCUCCUUCCAUUACCUACUUGCCUGCCAUAGCUUUUGCUCCUUCCAUUACCUACUUGCCUGCCAUAGCUUUUGCUCCUUCCAUUACCUACUUGCCUGCCAUAGCUUUUGCUCCUUCCAUUACCUACUUGCCUGCCAUAGCUUUUGCUCCUUCCAUUACCUACUUGCCUGCCAUAGCUUUUGCUCCUUCCAUUACCUACUUGCCUGCCAUAGCUUUUGCUCCUUCCAUUACCUACUUGCCUGCCAUAGCUUUUGCUCCUUCCAUUACCUACUUGCCUGCCAUAGCUUUUGCUCCUUCCAUUACCUACUUGCCUGCCAUAGCUUUUGCUCCUUCCAUUACCUACUUGCCUGCCAUAGCUUUUGCUCCUUCCAUUACCUACUUGCCUGCCAUAGCUUUUGCUCCUUCCAUUACCUACUUGCCUGCCAUAGCUUUUGCUCCUUCCAUUACCUACUUGCCUGCCAAAAACAAAAUCUAUAUAGUGUUAGCUCAAUAUAGUUGCCUCCAAGUCAUUUUACUACUAGACACUAUAGAACAUCACCUCUAG
Brassica oleracea var. oleracea is the source of this 627-nucleotide messenger RNA. RefSeq names its product cuticle protein 16.5, isoform B-like. NCBI's taxonomy places the organism in Eukaryota, Viridiplantae, Streptophyta, Magnoliopsida, Brassicales, Brassicaceae. The record is from RefSeq and is a predicted model, not a curated record. The coding region runs from base 1 to 627 and encodes 208 amino acids. The transcript is spliced from 2 exons.